AGGAGGCGAAGGCGGAGCAGCGGGGCCGGCACGCAGCCGCCGCCGCGGCCCCCUUGCCGCCGCCCCGCUGCCCUCCCCUGCGACAGCCACAGCCGCGGCCGGGCCGCGGGUGUGAGGCGGCUGCGCAGGCCGGCCCGCCCGCCCGCCUGCUGGCCGGCCCCGCUCCUCAGGGGCCGGGGAGCUGCGCCAUAGUCUCUGCAGACGAGCGGGGCCGGCGCGGCGGGCCCCCGGGGCCGGGCGCUGCCAGCCGGACCAUGCCGUGCCGGGCGCUAUGCCUCUUCCUCCUCCUCCUCCUCCUCCUCCUUCUCGGCCCGGCCUGGGCCACGGCCGCAGCAUCUUCUAUCCAUUUACCAGCACCACAGAGUGUGAUGGUUUAUUCCUAUAACUUUCGUAGCUCAUUGAGGUGGUCUCCUGUUAAGGUGGAUAGAGGCCCGGUGUUAUAUACAGUCCAUUUUAAAACAGGGGCUUUUAACCAGUGGGAUGAGAUGAACUGCACCCAUAUUACCCAGACUGAAUGCAACUUCCCCCAGUUCCUUAAUGAACGGCGUUGGACUAUUAUUUUGCGUGUGAGGGCUGAGUUAGGACAAAUGGUUUCUGACUGGGUGGAAUCAGAUCCAUUUGUGGCAGAGAGAAACACUACUAUAGGACCCCCUAAAGUGAACAGUGUGAUUGUAAGCUCUGACUCACUUCUUGUUAGCGUUAUACCCCCUUUUGGAUCUGAACUAGGUGACUUUCUUCAGUAUCGUGUGUCCUACUGGGAGAACUCAACAAGUACUACUGAGAAAGAGACAAAGAUGAGCAAUACGCUGUUCAAAAUUAUGAAUCUAAAGGAGUUGACACUAUAUUGUUUUAAAGUUCAAGUAGAAUUCAUGAUAGAGCAAGAUGUCCAGAUACGUGGACUACAAAGUGUCCCAGAGUGUUACAGAACCACAGUCAGUGAGGCAACCAGAGCUGGAUAUAUUAUACUAAUAUUUCUGUUAACCUUAUUUCUUGUAAUUCUUGUAAUAGUUGGCUUGUUUCUUAUGUGGAGAUACCACAACACAAUUAAAUAUUGGUCUCAGCCACCUUUCAAAAUCCCAUCACACUUUGAAGAGUAUUUGAAAGAUCCCAGCAUGCCUGUUUUAGAGGCAUUGGAGAAUUGCACUGAGGAAGAUCCCUGUGAUUCCUUAUCUGUUGUGUGUAAUGGAGAAAAAAGCCAGGAAUGUGACAGCACUGCAGAGGGUAAAGCUCGUUCCCACAGCAGCUCCAGUGAAAGUGAACUAACUUAAGUGGCACUCACUCUGGUGAGACACCUGUACCCAGUCUUGCAGAGCCUCCUGCCAGUGAGUGGCACUCUCCAGCUACUGAUAGGACAACAAGCUAUGGACAAAGUGUUGACCUUGCCAAAUCUUGGGUGAGAUUUUGCUUCCUGAGAAUAUUGUGGAACCUCAGCCUUUGGUUAAAUGGUUUUUGCCAUACUACAGUAGCAACUGCAGUCUCCAGGAGAGAUUUAAAAGGCAGAACAUAAGGUGAAACAUAAAGGUGAAAUGAACACUAAAUAGCCAUAAGACAGACAGCUAUGAUGGAGACAGUUACAUUGACAUCAUCGUAAUAAAACUUUUUUCCAAAGUUGUAACAAAGCUUUGAGAAAUACGGCACUUUAUGGUAGGAUAUAAUACAGCCUGGGAUUUUUUGGUUGAGUGAAUAAUUGCACCAUGAAUUUUUUAUAGUGUCUUUUUUUUGGUUGCCUUAUUUGUGAAUUCUGUCCUAGUAUUCAAAGUGUGUUUUAUCUACCCCAGUAUCCUUUUUUGAAUCAUUUUAAGUACUUAGUCUUCUGUGGCUUCUACUUCUUCCCUCCAGAUAAAAAUGGCACUCUAAAAAGAAAUCUGACUGUACUUUACCUUCGUCAGAGUGAACCUGCACAAAGAACUCCCCCAAGAAAAGCACCGGAUAGUCCACUCCUCCCACCUCAACACAUGCCUCCUAAGGCAUUCAUAAGAAGCAUUAAUCUUUUGCUCCUGCAGGGAAACAAUGCUAUUCUUCAUGGCAAAAAUGAACUUUAAAAUACACUUUGCUCAGCAUUUAUAUGAAAUGUAUGAACAAUUAUCAGACACUAAAAUCUUUUGUUGGCAAUCAGACUAGUCCUAUGAAAGAAAAGUCAAACUUUUGUUUUGAGUCCCAUGAAGCAAAAGCAGAAGCAGUAAGACUUAAUUCAGUCUACACCACAUUUGGCUAAGGAAUGGAAGGGAAGGUGGAACCUUUCCACGUCCCAGUGGGGGUAUGGAAAACUUCUGCUAAUAAAAAUCAAAGAAAAUGAAUUUACUACUUUUACAUAAUAAUUGUUUUUAUUCCACUAACCAUGUUUGUUUAAAAAUGAAAUAAAAUAAUUAUGCUUAA
Dromaius novaehollandiae (emu) is the source of this 2376-nucleotide messenger RNA. RefSeq names its product interferon gamma receptor 2 (gene IFNGR2). The transcript has 7 exons. NCBI's taxonomy places the organism in Eukaryota, Metazoa, Chordata, Aves, Casuariiformes, Dromaiidae. Bases 255 to 1268 code for a protein of 337 amino acids. Gene Ontology annotation, cellular component: plasma membrane. The record is from RefSeq and is a predicted model, not a curated record. Gene Ontology annotation, biological process: cytokine-mediated signaling pathway. Gene Ontology annotation, molecular function: cytokine receptor activity; protein binding.